CUCACCUGCGUGUCACGGGUCACGUGUGCGCCGUACGUCACGUCCGCAGCGGCGUUCUCGUCAGUUUGGUCAUAGAUUCUCAAAAUGGACACAUAUUAUGCAGAAGGAACAUCUCCGUAGAAAGCAAGUUCCUGCCUCCAGUACCGAGCCCCGCUGCAGCGACGAUGUUCCCCAGCCUGGCCCACAGACCAUGGCAUGUGUUCUGCAGGGUGUCGUUGCAGCACAGGUCCCCCCUGUCACAGCGGUGCCCGAGGUUCCCCCAGCUGUGCUACGGGUCACAGAGUGGAGGCAUACACAGCCUGUGGUUCAGCCUCCCGGACUGCCGUGUUGCCUCUCUAGGGCUGGGCAAGGUGCAGUACUACUCUACCUCUGGUGACAGUAAAGAUGGUCCUCCAAAAUCCGCAUCAGCUGAGGCCCCAACAGCAGAAGGGGUCUUGUCUGCUGCUGCGAAAGCCGCCCCACCUUUAUCAGAACUGGGAAAUACUUCUGGGUCCAUACCUAAGGGGCUUACUAAAGCUGAGACUAUUCAAGUCAAAGUUCGGGCAGUCCUGAAGAAAAGGGAAUAUGGAGCCAAGUACACUCAGAACAACUUUAUCACUGCAGUCAGAGCCAUGAACGAGUUCUGCCUCAAACCAAGUGAUCUGGAACAGCUUCGCAAGAUCAGAAGACGCAGCCCCCACGACGACACAGAGGCGUUCACUGUCUUUUUGCGGUCAGACGUAGAAGCCAAAGCAAUAGACGUAUGGGGAAGCCACGAAGCUCUAGCCCGAGAGAGAAAUCUCAGGAAAGAGGUGGAGAGAGAGUACCAAGAGAGUACUUUUCGGAAUCAACAAUUGUUGAAGGAAUACAAACACUUUUGGGGAAACACUAAGCCUCGAUCAGGCAAGAGGACGACAUUUCUACAAGGACCGGGGAAGGUGGUCAUGGUCGCUAUUUGCAUCAAUGGGCUGAAUUUCAUCUUCAAGCUCCUGGCUUGGGUCUACACUGGAUCGGCUAGCAUGUUCUCCGAGGCCAUCCACUCUCUGGCUGACACCUGCAACCAGGCUCUGCUCGCCCUGGGGAUCAGCCAAUCUGUCCGCAACCCUGACGCUGGGCACCCAUAUGGCUUCUCCAACAUGCGCUACAUUGCGUCCCUCAUCAGUGGGGUUGGCAUUUUUAUGAUGGGAGCAGGCCUCUCCUGGUACCACGGCAUCAUGGGAUUGCUGCACCCAGAACCCAUGGAAUCUUUGUUAUGGGCUUACUGUAUUUUGGCGGGCUCUCUGGUGUCUGAAGGAGCCACGUUGCUAGUUGCCGUCAAUGAGAUAAAGAAGAGCUCCCGCAAGCACGGAAUUUCUUUUUAUGAAUAUGUAAUGCAGAGUCGAGACCCCAGCACUAAUGUCGUGCUGCUGGAGGAUGCUGCUGCUGUAUUAGGGGUCACCAUGGCUGCUUGUUGCAUGGGGCUCACCUCACUUACAGGUAACCCGCACUUUGACAGUUUGGGUUCUCUUGGCGUGGGCACGUUGCUGGGCACCGUCUCAGCCUUCCUCAUCUACACUAACACAGAGGCCCUGCUGGGACGCUCCAUACAGCCUGAACGUGUACAGAAGCUGACAGAGUUCCUGGAGAACGACCCUGCUGUAAGGGCCAUCCACGAUGUGAAGGCCACUGAUUUGGGACUGAGUAAAGUGCGCUUCAAGGCUGAAGUUGACUUUGACGGCCGAGUGGUGACACGGUCUUAUCUGGAAAAACAAGACAUUGACCAAAUCCUCAACGUAACAUCGUGUAUUGCCUCCCUGGACUCUGUCGCUGCCAAAGCUAAGUGUGCUCUUGUUUUGUCCCCGCAGGAAAUUCAGCCAGGUGAGAGACCCCCCGGAGGAGCUGAGAACUUCAUGCGUGAAACACGGAGAAAACAUCAUAUACACCCUGGGGGCCGAGGUGGACCGCUUGGAGAAAGAACCAAGUCGCAGCACGGGACACACCUGCCUGCCUAA
This is a messenger RNA of Morone saxatilis (striped sea-bass), 1970 nucleotides long. RefSeq names its product solute carrier family 30 member 9 (gene slc30a9). The coding region runs from base 165 to 1970 and encodes 601 amino acids. The transcript has 19 exons. Gene Ontology annotation, molecular function: monoatomic cation transmembrane transporter activity. Gene Ontology annotation, biological process: positive regulation of transcription by RNA polymerase II; transmembrane transport; zinc ion transport. The record is from RefSeq and is a predicted model, not a curated record. Gene Ontology annotation, cellular component: nucleus; membrane. Lineage: Eukaryota; Metazoa; Chordata; Actinopteri; Moronidae.